AUUCAAAACCGAAUAAACGUUUAAAAGUAAUAAUGAAUCCUGUUUCUGGAAAGGGUAAAGCAGUGAAGAUUUUUAAUAAGGAAAUUAAACCAAUUCUUGAUGCAGCCAGUUGUACAUAUGACAUAACACGUACUGAACGUGCUAAUCAAGCGAAUGAAUUAAUGAGAACUCUUGAUUUAAAGAAUUAUGAUGCAAUCGUUUGUGUUGGUGGUGAUGGUACUAUGUAUGAAGUUGUCAAUGGAAUUUUAUCACGUGAAGAUGCUAUGGAUGUAAAAAUUCCCCUGGGUAUAAUCCCUGCUGGUUCAGGAAAUGCAUUAAAUAUUUGUUUACAUGGUGAUAAUUGUGGUUUUGAUGUAGCUCAUUCAACACUUACUGUAAUCAAAGGUGUUCCAAUGGAAAUUGAUAUUUGUUCUGUAACACAAGGUGAUAAAAGAUUCUUUUCUUUUCUGACUCAAAGUUAUGGAAUAGUUGCAGAUUGUGAUCUGGGAACUGAAAAUAUGAGAUGGAUGGGUGAAAUCCGUUUUACGAUUGGAAUAGUUCAAGGUAUUCUAGCAGGCCGUCGAUAUGUAAAUGACCCAAUUCCAGAAGAUUGGGAAAUUUUAAAUGAUGACCUUUAUUUGUUUUUUUGUGGAAAAUCUCCUUGGGUUGGUAAAGGAUUUCUAAUAUUUCCUUGUGCUUUACCUUCCGAUGGUCUUAUGGAUUUAGUAAUUAUGAAAAGGGAUGGAAUAUCAAAAACAAAAUUUUUAAGUUUAUUAAAUUAUGCUAGUACUGGAGCACAUCUUAAUUUUAAUGAGGUUGAAUAUUCUAAAAUUAAAGCUUUCCGUUUGACUCCCAAGAAUCGUCAAUAUGGAUAUAUUGGUAUUGAUGGGGAAAGAAUUCCAUAUGAACCUUUUCAAGUAGAAGUUCUACCAAGAUUGUUAACUUUACUUAGUGUUGAUGGAAAUUAUUUUCAUUCUAAUAUUUGA
This is a messenger RNA of Diversispora eburnea, 965 nucleotides long. Lineage: Eukaryota; Fungi; Glomeromycota; Glomeromycetes; Diversisporales; Diversisporaceae. The record is from the annotation of a GenBank genome assembly.